Molecule: messenger RNA, 3042 nt
Organism: Nannospalax galili (Upper Galilee mountains blind mole rat)
Lineage: Eukaryota; Metazoa; Chordata; Mammalia; Rodentia; Spalacidae
Gene: Dnajc11
Product: DnaJ heat shock protein family (Hsp40) member C11
Exons: 16
Coding region: 37-1716 (559 amino acids)
Biological process (GO): cristae formation
Source: RefSeq, a predicted model, not a curated record
GGCCUCGCCGGUUUGGCGGGGUGAAAGGUUGCGAAGAUGGCGACGGCCUUGAGCGAGGAGGAGCUGGACAAUGAAGACUAUUACUCGCUGCUGAACGUGCGCAGGGAGGCCUCUUCUGAAGAGCUAAAGGCUGCCUACCGGAGGCUGUGUAUGCUCUACCAUCCUGACAAGCACAGAGACCCAGAGCUCAAAUCACAAGCCGAACGGCUGUUUAACCUUGUUCACCAGGCUUAUGAAGUGCUUAGUGACCCCCAAACCAGGGCCAUCUAUGACAUAUAUGGGAAGAGAGGACUGGAAAUGGAAGGCUGGGAGGUGGUGGAGAGAAGGAGAACCCCAGCUGAGAUCAGAGAAGAGUUUGAGAGGCUGCAGAGAGAACGGGAAGAGAGGAGGCUGCAGCAGCGAACCAACCCCAAGGGAACCAUCAGCGUUGGAGUAGACGCCACUGACCUUUUUGAUCGCUAUGAUGAGGAAUAUGAAGAUGUAUCUGGAAGUGGCUUUCCGCAGAUUGAGAUUAAUAAAAUGCACAUAUCCCAAUCCAUUGAGGCACCCUUGACAGCUACAGACACAGCCAUCCUCUCCGGAAGCCUCUCUACCCAGAAUGGCAAUGGAGGCGGCUCCGUUAACUUUGCACUCCGACGAGUCACUUCCGCAAAGGGAUGGGGAGAGUUGGAGUUUGGAGCUGGAGACCUCCAGGGGCCUUUAUUUGGGCUCAAGCUGUUCCGUAAUCUCACACCAAGAUGCUUUGUGACGACAAACUGUGCUCUGCAGUUUUCGUCCCGUGGAAUCCGGCCUGGCCUUACCACCGUCCUAGCUCGGAACCUGGACAAGAACACCGUGGGCUACCUGCAGUGGCGAUGGGGUAUCCAGUCAGCCAUGAACACAAGCAUUGUUCGGGACACCAAGACUUGCCACUUCACCGUUGCCCUGCAGCUAGGGAUCCCUCACUCCUUUGCCUUGAUUAGCUAUCAGCACAAGUUCCAGGAUGAUGACCAGACACGUGUGAAAGGGUCACUCAAGGCUGGCUUCUUCGGGACAGUAGUAGAGUAUGGAGCGGAGAGGAAGAUCUCCAGACACAGUGUCCUGGGUGCGGCCGUCAGCAUUGGCGUCCCACAGGGCGUGUCUCUCAAAGUCAAGCUGAACAGAGCCAGCCAGACCUACUUCUUCCCUAUUCACUUGACGGAUCAGCUCCUGCCCAGUGCCGUGUUCUAUGCCACCGUGGGGCCUCUCGUGAUCUACUUCGCUAUGCACCGUCUGAUCAUCAAACCUUACCUCAGGGCUCAAAAAGAAAAGGAAUUAGAGAAGCAGAGGGAGAGCACCGCCAGCGACAUCCUGCAGAAGAAGCAAGAGGCCGAAGCUGCUGUCCGGCUGAUGCAGGAAUCUGUCCGAAGAAUAAUUGAAGCAGAGGAGUCCAGAAUGGGGCUCAUCAUUGUGAAUGCCUGGUACGGGAAGUUUGUCAACGACAGGAGCAGGAGGAAUGAGAAGGUGAAGGUGAUUGACGUUACGGUGCCCCUGCAGUGCCUAGUGAAGGAGUCGAAGCUGAUCCUCACGGAGGCCUCCAAGGCUGGGCUGCCGGGGUUCUAUGACCCGUGCGUGGGGGAGGAGAAGAACUUGCGAGUGCUUUACCAGUUCCGAGGGGUGCUGCACCAGGUGAUGGUGCCUGACGGCGAGGCCCUGAGGAUACCGAAGCAAUCUCACAGGAUCGAUACAGAUGGAUAAGCUGCUUGGGAACCUGAUUCAAAAGAGGCUGCAAAAAUCUUUUCCUGGGAGUCUACAAAUUUGGAAGCAGGGAAAACCCGGGCAUCUGAUGUUUUUAGUUUACUCGAGGUGGCGCUGUACCAGUUAUGUGAAGGGACAUGCAGACACCCCAGCUCUGUGGGUGCUGUGGGUAGGACUGAGGAGCCCCACCCUGGCCAGACCACACCACCACGUCUUUUCCCAGGGAUCAUGUUCCUGGAGGGCAGGGCCUGAGCUGACUUCAGGUUACCCCACCCCCGGUCCUUAGCACGAGUGCCUGCACCUAGUAGCCCUCGGUCUGGAGGUGUUUGGAACAUCCUUCCCUCACACAGGACUGCUCUUCCUGAAGCCCACACUGCACAUGGGAAAUGCGGAAAGGAAGGUGUGCCACAUACCGGGGCCUCUGCUCCGUCGGCUACCCAGCUUCCUCUGCAGAAAUAUUAGAGUGAACUGGAGAGCACUGCGAGUUUAUAAAACUGCUUUUUAUCUGAGAACAAACGGGUUUGGACACUGGUCUCUUCUCUUCCCUCCCCCACCCCCACGUCCAGUGCUUCUCAAAUCAUUCCUCCAGCCCCUGGCUUGGAACUGGUAUGACCCCAGGGUGCGCGGUCAAGGCAUUCUGCCUGUGUUUCUGAGAUGUCCUGCGGCCAAUGGACACUGAACUCAUGUCCCUUUCACAGCAAACUCAAGGCACUACCCCAGCCUGCCCUGCCCAGCCUACACCUCUAGAUGUUGGAGUUAGAGCCUUGCGAGGACAGGUGGGGCAGGAUGGCCCGGGGCCACAUGUGUGCCAAACCCAAGGUUGGCCCAGGCAGCGGUGCCUCUAGUGAGCACCCAGCAGGUGGCGCCAUUGUUCGCCAAGCCAGGCCCUCAUGAACCAUCUAGCAUGGUGUCUCAGCUCCCAGACCCCAUCUGUCCACUGGCUGGAUUGCCCCUGCACAGGAAGCUGUUAGCUCUGGUGAGCAGAGCCUGCGUGGGCAGUGGUUACGACCACGGGCCCUGGAGGCUGAGGCCCUCUGGUCUUGGCUCUGCAGCAGCUGCUGCUAAAGCCAAGCAUCACCCCACACUGGUAAUCGCUAAUGACCCUUUCCUCCAGUUUUUCAAAGCAGUUCACUGUCUUAAUUCUGUGAUAUUUAUCCCCACUUUUUAAAAGGGGACAUUUCUCUGACUGCCCCACAGACUGACGUGUGUUCUGCACCCAGUUGCAUGAGCCUCGACUUGGUGGCAUGUGGUUCCCUGGGCACGGCUGCUCCUGUUGGAAGCUGACUGUACAGUGGCACUGCCCACAAUAAACUUGUCCUGAAAGCC